GCCCUGCGGCGCUCGCCGGCGCCCGGCUUACCGGCGCCUGGCCCGGCCUCGCCCCCGUUACCGGCCCUUCCGCCCCGGCGCUGGCCUCGUCCCCAGGGCCGGCCUUGCCCACAGUUGCGAACCCGUCCGCGCCGGCCGGCGAACGGAUGUCCCCGCGGCCCGCCUGGUGGCGGUCGUGCGCCCCCGCGCCCCCUGACCCCUGCCCGCACGUCCCCGCCCGGCCAGACCCCUGGGCCUCGGGACAGAGGCCGGGGCCUGCCGGGCCUCCUCUGGGAAGGAAGUCUGCCCCGAGCUGAUUCCUAGACCCUGGGGCAGCAAGGGCUGCCUGGGCAGAAUGUCACGAUGGACGAGGGGGGCACACCCCUGCUCCCUGACAGCCUCAUCUACCAGAUCUUCCUGAGCCUGGGCCCUGCAGACGUGCUGGCCGCUGGGCUGGUGUGCCGUCAGUGGCAGGCCGUGUCCAGGGACGAGUUCCUAUGGAGGGAACAGUUCUACCGAUACUACCAGGUGGCCCGUGAUGUGCCCCGACACCCAGCGGCCACAUCCUGGUAUGAGGAGUUUCGUCGGCUCUAUGACAUGGUACCCUGUGUCGAGGUGCAGACUCUGAAGGAGCACACUGACCAGGUCCUCCACCUCAGCUUCUCCCACUCUGGGUACCAGUUUGCCUCCUGCUCCAAGGACUGCACGGUGAAGAUCUGGAACAACGACCUGACCAUCUCGCUGCUACACAGCGCAGACAUGCGGCCCUACAACUGGAGCUACACCCAGUUCUCCCAGUUCAACCAGGAUGACUCGCUGCUGCUGGCCUCGGGCGUGUUCCUGGGGCCACACAACUCCUCCUCAGGCGAGAUCGCCGUCAUCAGCCUAGACUCCUUCGUCCUGCUGUCCCGCGUGCGCAACAAGCCUUACGACGUGUUUGGCUGCUGGCUCACGGAGACCAGCCUCAUCUCGGGGAACCUGCACCGCAUCGGAGACAUCACCUCCUGCUCAGUGCUGUGGCUCAACAAUGCCUUUCAGGACGUGGAGUCGGAGAACGUCAACGUGGUGAAGCGCCUCUUCAAGAUCCAGAACCUCAAUGCCAGCACCAUUCGCACAGUGAUGGUCGCCGACUGCAGCCGCUUCGACAACCCUGAUCUCCUGCUGGACCCCGCUGACCAGGCCACACCCCUCUGCCGCGUCUUUGACCUGGGUGGUGACAGUGAAGAUGAGGCUGCCAGCCCCCCUUUGCACAGCCCCUGCCCGGGCCGCACCAAGGAGGGCUUGCGGCGUGUGCUGGAUGGCGUGCUGGACGGGGACAGGCAGCUAUCAGAGCGUGCGCUGGAAACCAGGGUGGCCGAGCUGCUGGCCCAGGGUCACACCAAGCCCCCAGAUCGCAGUGCCGCUGACACCAGGAACAAAUACCUCAUCUUCACCACUGGCUGCCUCACCUACUCGCCACACCAGAUCGGCAUCAAGCAGAUCCUGCCACACCAGAUGACAACUGCUGGGCCUGUGCUCGGCGAGGGCCGGGGCUCUGACGCCUUCUUUGAUGCCCUGGACCAUGUCAUCGAUGUGCAUGGACACAUCAUUGGCAUGGGCCUGUCCCCAGACAACAGGUACCUGUACGUGAACAGCCGCGCCUGGCCCCCAGGCUCUGUGGUGGCUGACCCCAUGCAGCCACCACCCAUUGCGGAGGAGAUUGACCUGCUGGUGUUUGACCUCAAGACCAUGCGGGAGGUGAAGCGGGCACUGCGAGCACACCGGGCCUACACGCCCAACGACGAGUGCUUCUUCAUCUUCCUGGAUGUCAGCCGGGACUUUGUGGCCAGUGGGGCUGAGGAUCGGCACGGCUACAUCUGGGACCGCCACUACAACAUCUGCCUGGCCAAGCUGCGGCAUGAGGAUGUGGUCAACUCAGUGGCCUUCAGCCCCCAGGAGCAGGAGCUCUUGUUGACAGCCAGCGAUGAUGCCACCAUCAAGGCCUGGCGCUCACCACGCACAGUGCGUGUCCUCCAGGCCCCACGCCCACGCCUGCGCCCCUUCUUCUCCUGGUUUGCCAGCCAUAGGCGCUGAGGGCAUGGUGACUCCAGUGCUGGGACCCACAGGGACGAAGCCUGUGGCUCCUCCCUGAGUGGGGUGGAGAAGCUCACGUUAGCCAUGCCUUAGGAAGGGGCAGCCUGGCCCCAGCACGCUUGCUCACACAACCUGCUCAAGGCCAUCAGGCUCAGCGCUAGGGUGGCCGCUGUGAGCGGCACCAUAGACCCCCACAUCAGCCUCUUGGCCAGCUUAGGUGCACAGGACACUGGAGGCUCUGCUCCUCACCCACCCCUACCCCUGAGCUGGCUCGGCUCAAGCCCUUGGGACAGUCAGGGCAAUCUGCACCCAGGAGUCCUGUGGCUGUGGGUGACCGCCCACUGGUGGCAGAGGGCACCUGGUUUAGGCACCAGGUGCUUGGGAGGGGCCAGUCUGCUGGGCCCAUGUGUGCUGCACAUGCACGCCACCUCUUCAGGGUCUCGAAUAAACAGCUGGCCAUAGCACAUGGUCGUCCAGUCUCUGUCUGCAGGGAGAGGGCCCCGGGCACUGCUGGCCCACUGCCUGUUGGUAACCACCUUAGAAUUCCUCCUGCCAGUGACAGCAGGCCGAAGCAGAAGAGCUGAUGCAGGUCUAUGUGCCUCGACCUCCGAGAUGGCUGUGUGCUCUGCUGUGCCCUGUGCUUAUGGCCCCAGGGAGACAGUGGCCGCAGCCCAGGCCAGUGCUGAGGCGGCGUCCUCAGGGAGUUCCCUGGCUGGUGGGGAAGCACGUAGCUGCCUGGAGCUCCAGGGGUAAGGGAAAGGACG
Messenger RNA from Sciurus carolinensis (gray squirrel), 2816 nucleotides. RefSeq names its product F-box and WD repeat domain containing 5 (gene Fbxw5). The transcript is spliced from 9 exons. Gene Ontology annotation, molecular function: protein binding. The record is from RefSeq and is a predicted model, not a curated record. Gene Ontology annotation, biological process: protein ubiquitination. NCBI's taxonomy places the organism in Eukaryota, Metazoa, Chordata, Mammalia, Rodentia, Sciuridae. The coding region runs from base 343 to 2052 and encodes 569 amino acids. Gene Ontology annotation, cellular component: SCF ubiquitin ligase complex; Cul4-RING E3 ubiquitin ligase complex.